Molecule: messenger RNA, 822 nt
Organism: Tripterygium wilfordii
Lineage: Eukaryota; Viridiplantae; Streptophyta; Magnoliopsida; Celastrales; Celastraceae
Product: ubiquitin domain-containing protein 1-like
Exons: 4
Coding region: 231-575 (114 amino acids)
Source: RefSeq, a predicted model, not a curated record
GUCUUAGUACAACCCACCGGAGAAACCGCAGCGACUUCUCACCGGAGAGGACGAAAUACUCGCUUCGCUUGCUCUGUCACGAAAUGCGCCGCCCCAAAACGCCACUUCGACUCGCGUUUCAAUGAAGUUUCUCUGAGCUUUCCCUCUCGCUCUCUGUAUUAUAUAAUAUAUUGUAUGUGUAUGUGUCGUUCUUGCCUUUUGGAAGGCGUUUCGGAUAUUGUGAGAACAGGAUGGGUUGUGGUGGAUCGUCUCAGGCCAAAGCAGACGGGACUGUGAAGAAGAUCCGAAAGCCAAAACCAUGGAAGCAUCCUCAGCCAAUAACUAAGUCUCAGCUUAUUCAGCUGCGUGACGAAUUUUGGGAUACUGCUCCCCACUAUGGUGGCAGAAAAGAGAUUUGGGAUGCUCUACGAGCUGCUGCUGAGGCUGAGGUAACCCUUGCACAAGCAAUCGUGGAUAGUGCAGGCAUUAUCAUUCAAAAUGCUGAUUUAACAAUAUGCUAUGAUGAAAGAGGUGCAAAAUACGAGUUACCCAAGUAUGUUUUGAGUGAGCCGACCAACUUCAUCCAAGACACUUAAAAAGGAGGGGAAAAAUGCUGGUAGAAAUUGGCACCACACCCACUCAAGAUUGAAUGUAAAUCAUGUAUAUUAACACCAUAUCUGAUAUCCUCUCUUUGAUGGAGUUGGGAAACUUUCCCAACUUUUAAAGCCUUUUCAUUUGCAUUUGCUUGAACUUUCCCUUCUAUGUAACUUCCUGUGGUAAAACCGAGCAAAACUUCUACAUUUAUUUCAAUUUUAGCAGUUUUUGUGUAUUCUGCAGCAGAAA